Messenger RNA from Desarmillaria tabescens, 2133 nucleotides. RefSeq lists its product as uncharacterized. Lineage: Eukaryota; Fungi; Basidiomycota; Agaricomycetes; Agaricales; Physalacriaceae. The transcript is spliced from 17 exons. The record is from RefSeq and is a predicted model, not a curated record. Bases 1 to 2133 code for a protein of 710 amino acids.
AUGCCCCCACAAAGCAGCGAGACAUGGGGCAUUCUUCUUGCUUCAUCUUCUCAUGCCAUUGCUUUUCAUGCAUUCAGAUGGUUCUUAGUCUUGAUGAUACUUCUCUUUCUUCCAGUGCUUGGUAUAGUCUCCAUUGUUCCCAUGCUUACUCAUCAGCUUUCAGUGAAGUACCUGCAACUUAUGGGUUCACUAGUGGGUGCAUUGGUGCUUUCCUAUUUCUAUCUUGUUGCCACUCUUUUUAUCUAUGGCACUAGACAAAAUUCUGAGUCAGAUCAGGAAAUGCAAGGUUUGGACUCUGCGAAUGGGCCUGAGACUAAGACGGUCUUUGUUAUGGGAGCAUCCACUCGUACAAUCUCUGUUUCCUCACCUGAGGCAUGUGCCUUGGAUAAGAACAGGAGGUUGAAGGAUGCUUCUGAGAUAGAUUGGUAUGAAGAUGGUGAUGAUGCAACUCCCAUGGUAGCAGCAGGACCUUCAACUGAGAGGAGUGGUCGUGGUCAACGAAAGAAGAAUACCAAGAGGCUCAAGGCAUCAAUCACUAAGGGUAAGAAGAAGGCUGUCAAAGAUGGUGCUGGUAGUGGGGAGGAGUCUGGCAGUGACUAUGCAGAUACGUCGGGAUUGGAGGAGUCUGAUUUGGAGUCUGAGGUUGAGAUACCAAAUGAUGAGCUUGCUGAUUCACUUUCAUCAAAAACUCUUCCCCAAGGCUCAUCACAUACCAAAAAGCCACCGCAAAAGAAGCGCAAGAGUACGAAUACCCCAGUGACCCAUGGAGACCACGACAAGAUGACUAAUCCAGUUAUCGGCAAGGACACUGAACCUCAAGCAUCACCAACAGAUAAUUCACACAAAACAAACCUGAUCUAUCAUUUCUAUGAAAUAUGGCCUACUAAUGCCCAUGGCGAACCCGGACUCAUCACACACCUGAAACGCCAUGCACCUGCCAUGUACCAGCUCUAUGAGAUCAUGAAGAGUUGCUCCGACCCUCCAACUGAAGAGGAGAUUCAAAUCGCAUCUGCACAGAAGGUACUGGACCCUAAGGCAGCUGCACGCUAUCUUGAGAAGCUGUCCAAGGCAUCUGGAGACCUUGAUGCAGCAUUCACAUGCGAGGCAGUACAAGCUGCAGGUGCCUGGGACCAAAAGAAAUUUGAGACACUCUUGAUUGAGUGGAUCAUUGCAUGUGAUCAACCGUUUGAGGAGGUCAAAUGUCCGGAGUUUCGUAGACUUUUAGAAUAUACUCAUCAUCCUUCUCUGUCACUUCACAUACCAUCAGCAGAUACCAUUCAAUGGAAGAUCAUGAAAAUGAGAGAUGAGCUUACAAAGAGUUUGCGAGUUUUCUUCAAGCUUCUAGAGGGCAUUGGUGCAAUUUCCAAGGGAGAUGGACAAAAGGCCAAAGAAAGCCGGAUGGCAUCCUACCAAGACUCCAUUUCUGCACCACUAAAUGCUGCUCAUGAUGAAGAAGCAGCCUUGUUUGACGAGGUUGAAUCGGAUUCAGAUGAGGUCGAUGAGUUGGAUUCCUGGAACAGGCUGUCUGGGAUCCAAACUGUUGUGUCAAAGAUCCUAGGUCGUGCAUUCAAAUAUCAUAAUACAGUCGAUCAAUUUGUUGCUAUCAACAAAGAUUUGCAUGCUCUCGAGCUUUCAAAUGAAGAUUGGGAGGCUAUCUCUAUGGAUGACAUCAAGAAAAUCAUUGCUACUCUCCCUAUGUCAACACCUCCGGAACUGAAGCAAGGCUUGCUGGAUGCUCAUCGCAAACUCAGCAACUAUUAUUAUAAGUAUGAUGAAUCUCCCUUCUACACGUGGGCUGCUUUAUUGGAUCCUAGGAUCUUGUAUACGAAGGGUCUCAAGCGGGACUACAAAAAUGACCUCGACCUUGAUACCUUGACACUCCUCUGUCAUCCCCCGGACCAUCAAGAUCAAGGCAAGUUGAAGAUGAGCUUGAACACGAUUUCUCACUCCCAAAAGAGAAUUUUCGGACCACAAAUCCCAUCAAUUGGUGGUAUAUUCGUUGCCAUGAUUUCCCUCGACUUUCAUGCCUUGCUCAUGAUCUAUUGUCAAUUCCUGCAUAGGCUUUGCCUUGUGCAAAAUGCUGUUGAAGAGCUCCUAGCUAAUGAUGAGGAGGAGGAAAACUUUGCGCCGUAG